Fundulus heteroclitus (mummichog) is the source of this 2176-nucleotide messenger RNA. RefSeq names its product transmembrane protein 45a (gene tmem45a). NCBI's taxonomy places the organism in Eukaryota, Metazoa, Chordata, Actinopteri, Cyprinodontiformes, Fundulidae. The transcript has 6 exons. The coding region runs from base 439 to 1272 and encodes 277 amino acids. The record is from RefSeq and is a predicted model, not a curated record.
AGCACAGACGGACCGGACCGAGCGCGAGCGCGCGGAGAGAAAGUGCACACGUGGACACCGCAGACCGACGGCUCGCCCAGCCAAUGAGAGCCCGGGUUCAUGACGUCAGUGCUCCCCCACUUCUCCAAUGGCAUGUUUUUCUCUGAGCAGCGCAGGCCUACAGUGUUUAAAGUGGAAGGAAAAAAAUGAGGCUGGGAAGCAGAAAAAAGUUGAGAGACGGAUCUGGCUGCGGGGAAUCUGGCUCAGCCACCAGACUGCUGAUGUUUACUUUGUGUCGAGCUGCAAAAACAGGCUAGACAUCCUUUUUGGUUUCUAGGGGAACAGCAAUCUAUGCGAUGGGAAAAAGGAGGGGUACCGAAUUUUCUUUCUGAAUAUACUUGAUGCGAUAUUUUGAUCUUCAGUUCAGAGACGAGCAAACUUAGACAGGUGCUGCGCGCCAUGGGCAGCUUCCAGGGCCACACUCUUCCCGGGAGCCUCUUCCUGCUAGCAGGGAUUUGGUGGACGGGAAAGUACUCGCUCUGGCACGCCACCCGCAGGAACAAAAGCUUGGGCUCCACUCGGUUCGCCAGCAGAACCUCACAGCGACGCGUGGAAAUCCUUGAAAGCUCUCUUGUUCUCUUCUUGUCCUUUGUUGGCAUGGUCUGCGAGCAGUUCGCGGCAAACGGCCCGAAGCUUCAUUUGUAUGACUUUGCGGAGAAACACUGGGAGCAGCUGCACAUCUGGCAGCAUACAACCAUGUACCUGUUCUUCAGCCUGGCUGCCAUCGUGUCUCUGAUCAUCCACACGACAGAGGCAGCACCGGUGGCCCUGGACAGGUUGAUGCUGGCAAUAGCGUUCUUUAAUGAAGGGUUCCUCUUCCUCUACCACCUCCACGGACGGGCUAUGCUGGACGUCCAUGUGCAUCAGCUCCUCCUCUACGCCGUCUUUGGCGGGGGUCUCGUUUCUUUCCUCGAGGUCUUCCACCGAGGGAACAUAAUCCUGGAGCUGCUGCGCUGCACCCUCACAAUCCUGCAGGGGACCUGGUUCUGGGAGAUUGGGUUUGUGCUGUACCCUCCCAGUGGCACCGAGUGGAACCUGACAGACCACAACACCAUGAUGUUUGUUACUAUGUGCUACUCCUGGCACCUCACCAUCGCCAUGCUGGUCGUCGGUGUACUGUACUGUACCGUCAGCUGCGUGGUUCGCUCCAGACUGAAAAGGACUCCUCCGAUGGAAAUGGGGCUUCUGAAGCCCAGGGAGCACGAUGCGGAGUCAGAGGACGAGGUUUUUUGAGGACUGCUGUGCAUCUAACGGCUUUUGAAUAUCCAAAACAAUUCAGGGAUGAAAUGCUUUGACCAUCGGCAGCAGUAUGACCAGGAGUGCACACAGGCACUACCUCUGCCUUAUUUAAUCAGCUUUAAACCUCUUGUAGCCUUAAUCGCUAUUUAUUUUAACAGUAACAUAACACUGUUGUGAUUUCUGUCAUAUCUUUAUUAUCUCUGCCCAACAGGCUAACACAUCAUCUGCUUUUUAUUUGGAUUGUUUUUAUCUGUGUCAGUGCCAAUGUGUUGUGAGAGAAAAAAAAAUCUUAAUUUCAGUGUAUACAGUACUACUUGAAAAGCCCGCCUUUGCAUACUCUGAAAACCGUUUUCCUCUUGUCAGAAAUUCAAAUCAUCUAAGUGAUUCAAACCCAAAUUCCAAGCAGGUUUUUAUUUUCAAAUGGUGUAAAUGUUUACUUAUUGCUGUUUGAUAUGAUUCUACUGCAUGCUGCCCAACGAAGAGUUUAAGGUAACCUCAUAAAUCCCUUUUUUUUUUUUUUUUACAACUUGAAGUCCUCGCUGGUUUGUUAGUGUAACCCUGGCUCUUUAAAGCUGUAAGUGUUUCAGAAGCUGUUGAUCUUUUCCAGGACACAACCAUCUGUUUAUGGUUUAAAGAGAACAAUCUAAAAAAGAGAAAAAUGCCCAGGGAGCGACAGACGUGUGGAUAAAAAUACCUUGUUGAUAUCAGAGGACAAUAGAUAGAGUGGUUUAAGACGAUGUGGCAACAAUAGCUCAAAUAACCCUCUGUUGUAGCCAAGGUAUGCAGAAUAGCACACUGGGAAGAUAGCAUUACUGUGUGACAUUAAGACUUUCGAGAAACCUGUGAGCAACGGUAAAGAAUGAAAAAGAAAAUAAAUCACUAUAAAUAAAAAACAAAU